CUCUCGGCAUUCUUGGAGUAGCAAAGGAACAGAAAAAAAAAUGUCGGAGAAGAAGGGAAGGAAAGAGGAGGUGGUGACCAGAGAGUACACUAUCAACCUUCACCGACGCCUUCAUAGCUGUACCUUUAAGAAGAAGGCACCAAAGGCAAUCAAGGAGAUAAGGAAGUUUGCAGGGAAGGCAAUGGGGACAAAGGAUGUGAGAGUAGAUGUGAAGCUGAACAAGCAGAUUUGGAGCAGAGGUAUCAGAGGUCCUCCUAGAAGGAUCAGAGUCCGUGUUGCUCGUAAGAGAAAUGAUGAUGAAGAUGCCAAGGAAGAGUUCUUCUCUCUUGUUACUGUUGCUGAAAUCCCUGCAGAAGGUCUCUCUGGCCUUGGCACUAAAGUCAUCGAUGAAGAGGAUUGAUUGAACAAUCUUGUAACCUCUUAUCUGAUAUAGUUUUAUUUCUCAACUUUGGAAUUUUACUUUCGAACCAAAUGAUGCAGCUAUUGGAGAGAACAUUUAUAUCUUCUUUGACACUUGAUUCAAUUUUCAUGAAAAAAAAACGUAGAAAGGAA
Molecule: messenger RNA, 552 nt
Organism: Eruca vesicaria subsp. sativa (arugula)
Lineage: Eukaryota; Viridiplantae; Streptophyta; Magnoliopsida; Brassicales; Brassicaceae
Source: the annotation of a GenBank genome assembly